UCCUCCCGGGAACGGCUCCAUCCGGGUCCCGGCCACUGCUGUGGGCGACUCGUCGCCAUUACGGGGCAGCGGCGCUCGUCUGCCAGCGCCGUCGUCGGUGCUGCAGGACUCGGUCUGUGUGACCUCCGCCAUGGACAAGAGCCCCCUCUGCGGCUCCGGUGCGCCCGGCAGCGAAGGCAGCCGCGAUCCGCCUCAGCCGGCCCCGCCGUGGGGGAGUGUGAGCCCGAAGGCGGUAAGAGCGGGAGGAGCGGCCGGCGACGGAGCUACGGGGGCCGGAGGAGCGGACAUCCAUGGGUGAUCAGCCAGCCAUGAUAAAGGAUACGGACAUGUCCGAAGAGGUGCAGCAAGAUGCUGUGGAGUGUGCCAUUUUGGCAAUAGAGAAAUAUAAUGUUGAAAGAGAAAUUGCAGCCCUUAUAAAGAGGGAGUUUGAGAAGAAAUACAGUCCCACUCGGCGCUGCAUUGUAGGAAGGAAAUUUGGCAGCUAUGUGUCUUAUGAGACCAAGCACUUCAUCUUCUUCCCCAUGCAUGGAGUAAAUAUAGUUCUGUUUAAAGCUGGUUAGAGCUGUGGGUCAUUGUUCAGAGUUGCAUGAGCUUGCAGGACUGCACACUAACGGCAGCAGCUCAGUGCCUUCAGCCUUCCUGAAGACACAAACCUUGGUCUUCAGCGGUAACAUCAGGGAUUUUUCUGGAGUGCUUGGUGGUUUUGUUGUGUAUAGGGGGAAAAAAAAUAGGCCUUCUAUUUAUUUUCUUUCCAAAGUUCCCUUCUUUACUAAUAAAAAUGUUAUGUGUAUUCCA
Grus americana (Whooping crane) is the source of this 795-nucleotide messenger RNA. Its product is annotated as dynein light chain 2, cytoplasmic-like. Gene Ontology annotation, biological process: cilium assembly; microtubule-based process. The transcript has 3 exons. Gene Ontology annotation, cellular component: cytoplasmic dynein complex. Gene Ontology annotation, molecular function: dynein light intermediate chain binding; dynein intermediate chain binding. The coding region runs from base 291 to 560 and encodes 89 amino acids. Lineage: Eukaryota; Metazoa; Chordata; Aves; Gruiformes; Gruidae. The record is from RefSeq and is a predicted model, not a curated record.